GCAUUUUUCCUCUCCAGCUGGUAACCCCGAUGCUUUACAAAACCCACACAGGCUGGAUUUCCAUCGAAAAAUUGUUCCAAUCUCGACGCCAAUCCACCACACUGCCACCUCAGCCACCAAGCCCAGUCUACCAGUGAUUAAACCACAAAGAGAAUACUCCAAAUGAUUACCCGACGCCUGGGAAGAGCUGGACUUGGGCAAUCAGUAUUUUAGUCCGAUCACUGGAAAUCAAUGGUUCUCAGAUCUGAGGGCCAACCUUUUCCACCAUUAGUGGACUUCUUGAGCUUGAAUCGAAGCUUGGUUUGGACUGAAAUUUGCUCGUUUGUAAAGUAUGAAGGAACCCACUUUGACAGCAACUUUCAGGCAAAGUUGAAGGUCACCGACAGCCACCGUUGAGCAAAUUCCAGAUGUGAUUGACCAUGGUGACCUGAGAUAAAAAAGAGCUAGCUAGCUUCUUUUGCUUGGUAUACAAAGUGAAGUGGGUGGGUGGGUCGGGGUGUGUGUGUGUGUAUACAUAAAUAAAGGUUCCAAUAUGGAGUUUGUUUCAAAGUUAACCCACUUGGCUUUGGGUGUUACUGCUUUGUUUAUUGUGGACCCUGUUUUGGGUUAUAGACAUUGGGAAAGGUCUAAUGUUGAGGAAGUGAGCAACGGUGGAAGUGAAGAUCUUGUAACUGACUUGCCUCGCCAGCCUCAUGUAGACUUCCAGCAUUAUGCCAGCUAUGUGACGGUGAACCAAACACAUGAAAGAGCUCUUUUUUAUUGGUUUUAUGAGGCUGCUUUUAACCCAGAUGGCAAACCUUUGGUUUUGUGGCUUAAUGGAGGUCCUGGGUGCUUUUCUAUGGGAUAUGGAGCAACACAGGAGAUAGGACCUUUCUUGGUUACGGAUAGUGAUGGAAUUCAAUUUAAUUCCUUUUCAUGGAAUACAACUAUUGAUGCUUACAUUUUCCUGCACAACUAGUUCCUUAAGUAUCCAUCAUACAGAAAUCGAACCUUCUACGUUGCUGGGGAGAGCUAUGCAGGUCUUUUAUGUCUUAACCAAUUCCCCCUUGUUUCAGUUUAAAAUAUAUAUAUAUAUAUAUAUAUAUGUGUGUGUGUGUGUGUGUUCAAAAGAAGAAAAAAAACCCAUAUAUAAUUUAUAUAUACAUACAUACAAAUAUAUUCAUUCUAUAUAUGUAUUUGUCAUAGGAAAAUAUGUCCUAGAGCUCGCUGAGCUAAUCUAUGACAAUAACAAAGACCCGUCCCUUCAUAUUGAACUUAAGGGUAUUCUGGUAUGUA
Ziziphus jujuba (common jujube) is the source of this 1275-nucleotide messenger RNA. RefSeq names its product serine carboxypeptidase-like 31. Gene Ontology annotation, biological process: proteolysis. Bases 533 to 958 code for a protein of 141 amino acids. NCBI's taxonomy places the organism in Eukaryota, Viridiplantae, Streptophyta, Magnoliopsida, Rosales, Rhamnaceae. The transcript is spliced from 4 exons. The record is from RefSeq and is a predicted model, not a curated record. Gene Ontology annotation, molecular function: serine-type carboxypeptidase activity. Gene Ontology annotation, cellular component: vacuole.